AUGAUAGCCCCGUCGUCCCCAAUUACCUUCCCAGCGAGCUCGUCUCCUGUUAAAGCCAAGAGACCUCGCCCAGCAGAACCACCGAAGCAGCACAAGCCCCGCGUUCUUGCUGGAUUCCUCGCAGACGACGAUUCAGACGAAGACGACAAUGACGAUACUACACAACAGCCCUCGCCGAAGCGGCGAAUGUUGAACUACGACACCCAGAAUUCCGAAGUAACCGCGCAUGAUGGCAACGAGACUCGAGAGACAACGCCCCCAGAGAGCCAACCGCCCCAGGAGUCGGAGGAAGAAGCAGAACGCUAUGAUCGUCUCUUUGGAACCCAAGCCACGCAAAUCUUCCCUUCUCAGCCAACACAACCCUUGCCCGAUUUUCUUCAGGAUGACGAGUUCGUUCCCGCCCCCUACGGCAUGUCAACAUGCUCCGGAAAAACGAUCCCGAUCCGCGAGCGCAAACCUACCGAGUCCGUUUCCUACGCAACAAUUGUAGCGGCACGGUCCCGAACAAAAGAAGGCCGCGCAAAGAAGAGCUAUUUUGGUAUCGACAUACACAGUCUCAUGGACAAGGCCGCUCAGGAGCUUGCGAAGCCACGGAAGAAGACGACGGUGCCCAUUGCGCCCCCUGUACACCCAGACAAGCCACUGCUGUCCGUUGAACCCCAAGCGCAGCCGAAAAAGCAACGGCGGACACUUCUCUGGACCGAGAAAUACAGAGCCCGGAACUUUAUGGACCUCGUUGGCGAUGACCUGACAAAUCGUCAAGUGCUACGCUGGCUCAAGAAAUGGGAUCCAAUCGUCUUUCCUAACACAGCCAAGACUCGUCCUUCUGCUCGCCGUCAACAGCAGCAACAAGGUCAGGAAGAGGAGGAACGGUUGCACCGCAAAAUUCUCGUGCUCCAUGGUCCACCAGGUCUUGGCAAGACGACGCUGGCACACGUGUGUGCCCGGCAGGCUGGAUACGACGUUCUCGAGAUCAAUGCAAGUGACGACAGAAGCAAAGAUGUAGUCAAGGGGCGCAUCCGGACAACCUUGGGAACCGAAACAGUCAGAACUCUUGAGAACAAGAAGGCGGGAGAGACCGGGAAAGGAGACAAGAUUGCGCGGCCAAUAUGUGUGGUUGUGGAUGAGGUGGACGGCGUGGUUUCUGGAUCCGGAGCAGGCGGUGAAGGAGGGUUUGUUAGGGCGCUUAUUGAUCUUGUCACUACCGAUCAGAAGAAUUCUUCGGGACAGGGAGGAGGGAAGAAGAAAGGGGACGAUUUCCGCCAGAUGAGGCCGCUCAUCCUGAUUUGCAACGACGUCUACCAUCCUUCUCUUAGGCCACUCAGACAAUCUGGUGUGGCAGAGGUUAUCCAUGUGGGGAAACCCACUGUUGAAGCCGUGGUGACCAGGUUGAAGGCUGUUUUCGAGAAGGAGGGGAUUCCCUGUGACCGGGAUGCCGCACGAAAGCUAUGUGAGGCUGCUUGGGGAAUGACCAGUGGGCAAGAUGUUCGGAAGGGUGCAGAAAGUACGGCCGAGGGAGAUUUGAGAGGUGUCAUGGUGGUGGGAGAAUGGGUUGCCGGAAGGCUCAAAGCAACCUCAAAACAAGCCACGCCUUCUCUUACCCGGCAAUGGAUAGACCAAAAUGUCAUUCAAGAUCUAGCUCAUGGAGGAGGAGGCGCCAGAGGCAUUGGUCGCGGCGGCGUCAGAGAAAUCGUCAACCGCAUCUUCCAAGAAGGCGCUGGCUUCCCCAAACAGAGCCUGCCCGCCGCCGCGAAGAAGAAUGCUCUUCACGAGCAACCGCAGGCCCAGCUAGGCAUCUCUGAACAAACCAAGAAAUAUGCCAUGUCUCGCCUGCGUGAGAUGAUUGACACGAGCGGAGAGGUUGACCGGAUCAUGACAGAGAUCUUCCUCGAAUACCCCAACCGUGACUUCAACGACGACUCCUUCCUGACCAAGCCCGACAUCGCCUACGAAUGGAUGCACUUCCACGAUACCUGCUCCUCCCGCAUUUUCUCGGCCCAAGAGUGGGAGCUAGCGCAAUACAUCUCCCAACCCGUCCUGGCAUGCCACCACCUCUUUGCCUCCGCGCGUCGUCACCAGCCGGCUGCGCACGAAAGGAAAUGGGGUGAAGACGACCCCAACGAGGCACCUCCCCUCCCCUUCUCCGGCCCCAGGGCCGACUACGAGGCGCGCGAGGCAGAAAAGCUCAACCGCGCCAUCCUCCAGGGGAUCCAGGACUCUUUACCGCCCUCACUAUCACGAUCCUUCCGCAGCCCAGAAGACAUCGCCACCGAUUUCCUUCCUUAUCUCGUCCGCUUGGUGUCACCAGAUGUUAAGCCUGUCGUUAUUGGGGGGAGCGACAAGACCGGUUCCAUCGCGAGCGUCAGGCGAGAGGGCGAAAAGGCCAUGGUGAGAAGAGCAGCCAACGUGCUGGCCGAGGUUGGGAUUCAGUUACACAAAGGCAAGAUUGAAGACAGUAGUGGCGGGUUGGUGGGCAGGACGACGUGGGUGUACCGGAUGGAGCCAGACUUGGAUACCUUGGCCACCUUCGAGACGGCGUCUGCCUCCCAGUUCCUUUUUUCCCAAGCACCACCGACACGAUAUGCCGUCCGCCAAGUGUUGGAUCAGGAGCUGGCCAAGACGAUUGCCGCAAAAGAAACAGCCUCUCGCCAGGCACGGCUCAGAGCCGGCGGCGGUAUCAUCCCCCAUUUUGAUGACAACAACAAGGAAAAUACCCCUGAUCAUCUACAAAAGCUGGAGAUGUUAAAGCAGCAGGACAAGAUAGCAGUCAAGAAGGACUUUUUCGGGAGGAUUAUUGUGCCCAAGCCGGUGUUGAAAGAUUCAAGUGGGAAUGGAACGAAAAAUACAGGGGCCGACGGAGAAAAGAAGGACAGGGUUUGGGUUACGUAUCAUGAAGGGAUCAAUAAUGCUGUGAGGAAGCCGAUAAGUUUGGAGGAGUUUUUGAGGGGGUUUUAG
Molecule: messenger RNA, 2955 nt
Organism: Podospora anserina S mat+
Lineage: Eukaryota; Fungi; Ascomycota; Sordariomycetes; Sordariales; Podosporaceae
Exons: 2
Coding region: 1-2955 (984 amino acids)
Cellular component (GO): nucleus
Molecular function (GO): DNA binding; ATP binding; ATP hydrolysis activity
Source: RefSeq, a predicted model, not a curated record